ACAAGCUGCUUCCGUGGUUUCCACAGCAACCGUUUUGCUAGUCUCAAACAAAGUAGCCUAACUCACGGUUCGCUAUACAACCACAUUAAAAGUGUUCAGCUAGCCCGCAUUUUAUAGUUCGCUGCCGACCCGAGAGACAGACAGCUCUAGUCAGUGCUGUGGGCUGAACGCUUGGCUGAAGCUGAAAAGGAUCCUCUCUGUAGCGGCAUCUGUGAUGAGCCACCAUGGUACAUCUGACCAUAGAUCUGAUUGCUAAAUCUAGAAACCACUUCAAAAAGAAAAGGGGCCUCUCCUUCCCAGAGUACCUGAAAACACUUACCCACCUCCACUUUUCCAGCAAGAAUAUUGAAGACAUUGGUGACCUCUCCAUGUGCAGAAACCUCACUGUCCUUUACCUGUAUGACAAUCAGAUCACACACAUUUGCAACCUCGGCUUUGCCUCCAACCUUACCCAUCUGUAUAUGCAGAACAACAACAUCACUCAUAUAGACAAUCUCUCUAAUCUGCAGAUGCUCUCCAAACUGUAUCUUGGUGGAAAUAGGAUUGCGGUGGUAGAGGGCUUGGAGCAGCUCAGUGAGCUCAAGGAGCUUCAUCUGGAGAAUCAGAGGCUGGCACCAGGGGAAAAGUUGCUCUUUGACCCCAGGACUCUCCUCUCACUCGCUGAGUCUCUUUAUGUCCUGAAUAUCAACAACAACAAUAUUGAUGAUAUCAGAGACCUGGCAGUACUGAAGGAACUCCAGCAUUUCUCUGCUGCUGACAAUAAAUUGCACAAUAUGGAGGAGUUAGAGGAUGUGUUCAACCACUGGCCUCAGCUGCUUCAAAUGGAUCUGAGUGGAAAUCCUGCCUGUAAAAAACCAAAGUACAGAGACCGCCUGAUUACCGUAUGCAAAAACCUCGAGGUUCUGGAUGGAAGGGAAAUUAAUGAGUUAACCAGACAGUUCCUUAUUAACUGGAAAGCAUCCAAAGAAGCCAAGAAGAAAAAAAACAACACACACGCACUGACACCGUUGAUCCCCUAUCCCUUAACAAAUGACUUUAACAUGGGUCAGGGUCCACAUCCUGGUCAAAUCUACAGCCACGCUAGCAUGCAGAAGUGGAAACCGCAGCAGUCUCUCAGGGCGCAAAAAUUAAAGAUUCCUAUGAGUGGGCUUCUCAAUCAUGUGGCCAUCCCCUCAGCCAUCUGCAGUCACAUGGACGCUUAAGACAAACCUACCAGUAUGAUGAACUCUCUCUCUAACAGUGCUACUGCUUUAUUUAGACACCUUGGUCAUAACAGCUGCUGAUCUUUUAUCCUUGUAUAAUAAUCAAGUCAGAGAACAGUCACUGUCAUCUGCUUGGUGUGAUAUGUAAGCUCUUUAGAGUCACUGCAAUAUUCUUGACCUAGUGGAUUAUUAUUCUGCCUUGCAUGGUUUCAAAAAAAUGACUUUUUUGUUGUCACAACAUAUGUUCAGAUGUUUUGAUUUACUAAAUCUGCAUCAUUAUAAAUUGGUUAAUAAGGCUGAAAUAGACUGCUAUUGUUAGAAACAAUUUAACAAUAAAACAAUGAAUGAA
Messenger RNA from Lates calcarifer (barramundi perch), 1551 nucleotides. It is a transcript of the gene ppp1r42, whose product is annotated as protein phosphatase 1, regulatory subunit 42. Gene Ontology annotation, molecular function: protein binding. The record is from RefSeq and is a predicted model, not a curated record. Lineage: Eukaryota; Metazoa; Chordata; Actinopteri; Centropomidae. Bases 225 to 1202 code for a protein of 325 amino acids. The transcript has 9 exons.